Molecule: messenger RNA, 5014 nt
Organism: Mytilus trossulus (common blue mussel)
Lineage: Eukaryota; Metazoa; Mollusca; Bivalvia; Mytilida; Mytilidae
Product: vitamin D3 receptor-like
Exons: 7
Coding region: 104-1828 (574 amino acids)
Biological process (GO): regulation of DNA-templated transcription
Molecular function (GO): DNA-binding transcription factor activity; zinc ion binding; sequence-specific DNA binding
Source: RefSeq, a predicted model, not a curated record
GCCAGUCCAAAAGCGGCAACCAGUUUCUUAUUUACUUACUUAACUCCCUUGCAUUCCAUGAAGUCGAUUAGAAGUUUUUUUGGUGGCAAACAUAUAAUUUUAAAUGAUGAAGACAUUAGAGGAAGAAGAAAUGGAAUUAUUACAGCAAGUGGAAUGUGACAUUCCUGAAGCAGUAGCAGAAUAUACAGAAAUAGUAUCCAGUCCUCAGAAGGAUGUUCCAAAUAUUGUCACUAAAAGGACAGUCUUCCAUUUACAGCAUGAGGAAGAAGCAGAUAAAAAGAUUGAGAAGGAACAUGUCAUAAAUAUUUCUGAGGGUACCUCUGGGAUGGACAACAUUCAGCCGUUUGCUGAAUCUCAAGCACAAUCCUUAUAUAAUCUGCCUACGUGUCUAAAUGCAGCAGAAAAACAUCUUCAUAUCAAUCAUCAAUCUACCAUUUUAGAAAAAUCACAGAAUGUUGUAACACUGCCUGUUCAAAACAUCAACAUUUCAAAUCAGCUGUGCUCAGACUAUUCUCCGACUAGUAUCAGUCAGGAAACCCAGUUAUCUUAUAGUUCUCCAGACAAUGAUGAUACUUUAUCAUGUUUAUCACCUGUUUCAAAUCCAGUAAAUUCUAAUCAUAUAAGUACAAAUUAUUCCAGACAGAAUUCUACAUCUUCCUCAUCAAAAACAUCACAUUGUUUGCCUCCCUGUAGAAUAUGUGGAGAGAAAGCUUCAGGUUUCCAUUAUGGUGUGAAUACAUGUGAAGCCUGCAAGGGUUUUUUCCGUAGAAGCAUUAAAAGGGUUACUCCAUAUAAAUGUGUAGAGUCAAACAACAGUUGUGUGAUUGAACCAGGGAAAAGAAAUAUAUGUCCGAAAUGUAGAUUUGACAAAUGUGUAAAGGUUGGCAUGUCCAAAAGUGCAAUUAAAACUGGCCGUUACACCCAUGAAAAAAGAUCUCAGGAUAUCCGGGAAGUAAAGAAACUUGAGACUGGUUCCCCUGACUGUGUUCCUGUUGUUAUAUCAUGUCAAGAUAUGGAAGAGUUAAAAGAUUUGGCAAUGAUUCUUGUUGAUGCUCAGAAGGAUAUGUAUGGACCUAAAUUUGAAUAUUGGAUCAAUGAUGAUACCAUUUAUGAACUAGCUCAGGAUUAUCUCAGGCAGCAUAAAGCGAAAACUGACAUAUUUGGAGACCUUCACAAGCUCCCGACAGAUGAAUUUAAGAACUUCUACAAUACAACUGGUAUCGAUAUAGAUAACAGAAUAGAACUCAUGAGUGAAAUAGCUACUACUUUAGAAAAUGGAGUCUCUAAAUACAUUAACUUUGUUAAAAACAUUCCAGGGUUCAUUAAUUUAUGUUUAGAAGAUCAAGCAGCUUUGAUUAAAGUCUCCAGAUUUGAGUUUUGGUUUAUUGGUUACCAGAGGUUUGUUUGUCCUGACUUAGAAGUAACAACAGGAGUGAUGAAACAGUGUCAUCAUAAGACAGAACUAGCCAAAGUUGUUGGCAAUGAAUUUGUGGAAGAACUUUUUGAACACAGCAGAAAAAUACAAAGUUUAAAGUUGACAUGUGAUGAUAUUGCUGUGUUGAGGUCAUUCCUUGUGGUAUCCCCAGAUAGAUGUCCCUUAAAAGACAGAGAUGCUGUAGAGAAGAUCCAAUGGAAACUGCUGAUGUGUAUGAAAUAUUUAUUUGAGGUGAACCAUAGACCAGAGGAACGAUACCUUUCUAAGGUACUAGACAGAGUGGCUAGUCUAAGAGUGCUAUCAGAAAUGAAUGAGAAGAGAGCACAAUCAAUCAAACUAGAAUGGCCGAUUUUGAAGAACCACCCGUUACUAGUAGAACUGAUGUCUGGUUAAUAUGCUUAUGUUGGUCUUUAAUUUAUAGGGUAAAAUAAAUUGUUGAUAUAUAUAUAUAAAGCUAUAGUAUGUGUCUGAUCAGGUCAGUCUUUGUGUCCCGAAAAUAUCACUGCCAGUGAGAGGAGAAAAUCUAGUACUGAUUUAUUAUUUCUUUGUCGUGGAUGUUAGAUAGGAUGCUCAAACAUUUAAGAUAUAGUUGAAGUAUUUCUUUACUGUGAGCAUACAAAAAAAGCAAGUGGUUAAAGAAAAAGUAAAGGCCAUUAAAACAUGGAAAUUGACAUUUUUUCCAAAAGUAGUGUUCUCUCAUUUGUUCCAUUGUAUUGUUUUUCUCCAGUGUACUUCUCACCAUAUCUGGCAUUAAGACACUUGACAGUUUUACUUGAUUGUGUAAUUAUUAUAAUCUAUCCUUGUUGGGACACAAUGAUGCUGGUGAUUUAACUAUAUCAUAGUGACAUGGUCUUUAAAAACCUUUUUGUGAAAUAAAUAACAGAAAAUGACCCAUUAAAUGUGCAUUUAUCUUUGUUUAUACUAAUCUGGAGUUGCUUUUCAUGAAAGAAUCACACUGGUUGAAUCUAUGAUAAUGAGAGUAAUUGACAUCAUUAAACAAUUUGUUCUUACUGUGAUGUAAUAAGUUAAGCAUUAAGACUGGAAAAUAGUAUGAAUUUAUUUUAUAGGUCACCUAUCGUGAGCUUGAGGCAACUGUCUUAACAUGUAUGCAAACUUUCAUUAAAAUUUUAUUAUUAUAUAAAAACAUUAUGUCAUCAUAUGUAUCUGCCAUUGUCUGCUGGUUAUUUUCUUCCUCCCAACUUUUGCAAAAGGAAAAGAAAUGCUGGAUUAAAAUAUACAUACUAGUACUUGUUUUUCAUAUAAUUCAUUAUUGUGCAUUAUAUGUCCGAUUUAAACUGUGAUAUUUUUUUUAUAUGCAUUUAAUGAAACCGUCUGAUUUCUAGAGUACUUUUUUUAUAUGUCCAAUAUGUGCCUUUUAAUAACAUUUUGAUGCAAUUGAUAAGCAUAUUAAAAUUAACCAUACAUUAAUAGUAAUACAUUCCAGUGGUAAAAAGUUGAGAAGUAUUUAUAUUAAUAUUUUUUCAUGUCUUAUUUUUGAAAGAGGUGUACAUUCUUCCUGCCAAAAGUCAUAGUUUUUAAAUUUUUAUGAGAAGUAACUAUUCACUAUUUUGCAUUGUCGUAUUUAAAAAGAUUCUGGGAUGAUUUUUAUCAAAAAGAGAUAAGUUUGAACCCUUUUUCCAUAUUUCAUGCAUUUUCUCAUAGCUUUUACAAGACAGAUUCAUGUGUAAUAUAAUAUAUAUUUUUUGAAUAUUUCAUGUUAAUAUAUAUUGCAAUAUUAAAAUGAUAAACUGCUCAGAUGUUGUAUUAAAUUGAAUCAUACAUUUAUGACCAAAUUAUAAAUUUGAUUUCUAUUAUCAUUGUUAAAUUUCAUUGUUUGAUUAUUUUGUUUUCUUUACCUCCUAUUUUAUUGUUACUUAUUAGAUAGUAAUAUAAGUAUGUGUUAUAUAGUAAUAGUGACAAUAAUGUUAGCUCAAAUAUAUUGUUGAUCUUUGGCUACAGAGAUAUAUGUUCCUGGCUGUGCUAGUUUAUUCUAAUUUAACUGUAAAUUUCAUGGUUCUGUUUAUUCUCCUUGUUGAAGAAGGCUUGCUACAUAACAAACAAAUGAUGCAUUUAAUGGUUAUUUUUUUUUAAUAAAGAUUAAUUUUCUGAUAAAUGGAGAUCAAUUGUAAUCAUGCAGUGCAUGCAUUACAGAUGUAUUAAUUGUCCCGUUACUAUGUUAAGUAAUGAAUUAGGUAAAAGUUUUAUCCCAAAUCUGGACCUCUUUUUAUAAAGGUAAUUGGUGAUAUACACUUACUAAUGUCCACCAUUCCUGACCUCAAUCAUUAUCAAAUAUAUUGGGACUUUUCAGUACUUCAUGUGGAUUGUUGAUUGCUAAUUGUACAGUUGCAAAUUUAUUCUUGUUAUAAUUAUGUUUAUUUUUGUUUAAAGUGGUAAGAAGUAGUAACAAGUCUUUUCUCACUUACUUAUAGGGUAUCAGUGGCCAAGUGGUCUACUACUGAAAUCACUAGCCAGUCAACACUAUGGUUUUGGAUGCGGUUGCACUCCAACUCUAAUCUUAAUUUUCUAGGAUUGUAAGUUUUCCUUUUGAAGGUCAGUAGUCUUCUCUAGGCACUCCAGCCUCCUUCACCCAUAAAAACUGACCGCCACCACAUAGCCCAUAAGAAGAACUUAGAAAUGGUUUUAAAACACCAACAACAAAUUUCUUACUUACUUUGUUUGAAAACCUGAGUCCCUUGAAACUUUUACGGCAAUGAUUUUAUAUUAACACCUUCAGAUAUCGAGCCAAUAAUUGGUCUUAAAAGUGUGCAAUGUAUAAUUUUUUUGUUAAUGUGUUUUCUUUUAAUUUGUCCUCUUUUGAUAUAGUUCUUUGAUGUUUGAAAUUUUCAAGGAUAUUGUAGUUGUUUUCUGUUUUUGUAAUGGCAGCAAAUAUGGGUUAUUUUGUAUUUUCAUGAGAGACAUUAUCAGUUUGAUAUACUUGAAAGAAAUUAAGAUAUAUUAUUGGACUCAAAAGGAAUAGUCAAAUCAAAUCAAAAAGCUCUCCCUGAAUGACCUAUGAAUAUAUCAUGCUCACAAUACUAGCCUUCAUGAAAAAGCAAACAUUUCAAUUGUUUGAUUAUCUUAACACCUUAUUUUAAGUAUUCCGCUCUUACACUGUUUUGUAUGAAAAAAAAUCCUUCUGAAAUAUAACAGAAGAAAACAAUUUCUUGCAAUUUGGGAAACAGUUAUCCACAAUGCAAUCUAAAUGUAUGAUUUACAACUCCAAAUCGACAGGAAAUUCUUACUGCAGUGCAUGAGGCCUAUAUUUAACAGAGGGGAGUUUAGGAAAUUUUCCAAAAUAUCCGGAGAAUAAACACCUAUGCAAAUAAGACAUUUUUUGUUAAAGGAGUCUUUGUAUUCAAUGAAUACUGUGAUAUUUAAAGUAUUUUUUUACUUUGUUUAAAUAUAUAUAUUACAGAAGAACUUAUUAUGACUUGUAUGGAGAGUCAUUGGCACUCAUACCAAAUCUUCUUAUAUUUAUCUAUUGUCUUAAAAGUUUUUCUCAAUUUGUUAACCUCAAUCAAAUGUUGCUUUAAUUUGAUUUAAUCUACCUUAGAAUUUAUUUAUACAAUUUAGAUUAUU